Molecule: messenger RNA, 397 nt
Organism: Racocetra fulgida
Lineage: Eukaryota; Fungi; Glomeromycota; Glomeromycetes; Diversisporales; Gigasporaceae
Source: the annotation of a GenBank genome assembly
AUGAAUCGACCUCGUAAUACUAACGGUCAUCCUCAUACCCAAGUUCAAAGAAUCUUAAAUACUAGAAGACAGCUUCAAAGACCCAGACCUCAAAAUUUUAUGAAUCGACCUCGUAAUAUUAACAGUCAUCCCCAUGCCCAAGUUCAAAGAAUCUUACAUACUGGAAGACGGCUCCAAAGACUCCGACCUCAAAAUAUUAUGAAUCGACCUCGUAAUACUAACGGUCAUCCUCAUUCUCAAGUCCAAGGAAUCCUAAACAUCGGAAGACGGCUCCAAAGAUCCCAACCUCAAAAUAUUGUGAAUUCAUCAGAUGGUGUCUCUAGUGCCGCUCAACAAUACAUUGAUUUGAUUGGAGGUUCAAAUCAAUUUACCGGGUCGCAAGAUGCAGAAACACCGC